CAAAUAUAGUGUAAUGAUGAUGGUGGUGGUGGUGAUGAUAGAUACGUAUGGGUGGGUGCAACAGAUCCCUCCUCUAUCUUGGCAAGGUGUGUUUUGGGGAGGGGUCCUGUGCCCUCCUCCGGGCAGGAAGGGGUUAACCCUCCUCCUUCUCCUCCUCCUCCUCCUCCUCCUCUAUAAAGCCUCCUCCUUCUCUUCCCUGCUCCGGAGUCACUCCGGUUCCUCCUGGAAGGAAGGCAGGCAGGCAGAGAGGCAGAGGCAAGUGGGAGCCGCCUGGGAGGGGGCUUGGAGGGCACAUUUGGGGGGCUGAGCAGGGACAGACUUGGGGGGACACUGGGGUUAGUUUGGGGAGGAUAGCAGUCACCUUGGGGUCAGCAGGAGGAACUUCUGGGGUUCCCUUGGGUGGGGUUACUUUGGGAGCCAAGUCAAUGGGGGUGGGUUAGAACUGGGGUGUCACCUGGGAUAGUUUUGGGGUACAGUGGGACAAAGGAUAGGACCCUGCAGUGAGUUAGAUCUGGGGUUGGAUCGACUGCAGGGCAGCUUCACAAUUGAGGAACGGUCUGGUCGGGGAGACUAACUUUCGAGGUGACAGUCAGCCAGGAACGGUCUGGUCUCGGAGACUUAGUUUCGGGGUGACCAUCAACCAGAGGAAACUUAGUUUCGAGGUGACUGUCAGCCAGAGGAGACUUAAUUUUGGGGUGACUGUCAGCCAGUAACGGUCUGGUCAGGGAGACUUAGUUUCGGGGUGACCGUCAGCCAGGAACGGUCCUGUUGGGGAGACUUAGUUUCGGGGUGACCAUCAGCCAGGGUCCAGUUGGGGAGACAUAGUUUCAGGGUGACCAUCAGCCAGGAACGAUUUGGUCUUGGAGACGUAGUUUCGGGGUGACCAUCAGCCAGAGGAGACUUAAUUUUGGGGUGACUGUCAGCCAGGAACGGUCUGGUCAGGGAGACUUAGUUUCGGGGUGACCGUCAGCCAGGAACGGUUUGGUCUUGGAGACGUAGUUUCAGGGUGACUGUCAGCCAGGAACAGUCCAGUCGGGGAGACGUAGUUUCGAGGUGUCCAUCAGCCAGGAACUGCCUGGUCAGGGAGACUUAGUUUUGGGGUGACUGUCAGCCAGGAACUGCCUGGUCAGGGAGACGUAGUUUCAGGGUGACCGUCAGCCAGGAACGGUCUGGUCUCGGAGACGUAGUUUCAGGGUGACCGUCAGCCAGGAACAGUCCAGUUGGGGAGACUUAGUUUCGGGGUGACCAUCAGCCAGAGGAGACUUAAUUUGGGGGUGACCGUCAGCCAGGAACAGUCCAGUUGGGGAGACGUAGUUUUGGGGUGACCGUCAGCCAGUAACAGUCUGGUUGGGGAGACGUAGUUUCGGGGUGACUGUCAGCCAGGAACGGUCUGGUCUCGGAGACAUAGUUUUGGGGUGACCGUCAGCCAGACGAGACUUAAUUUUGGUGUGACCGUCAGCCAGUAACGGUCCGGUUGGGGAGACGUAGUUUCGGGGUGUCUGUCAGCCAGAGGAGACGUAGUUUCGAGGUGUCUGUCAGCCAGGAAAGGCCUGGUUGGAGAGACUUAGUUUCCGGGUGACCGUCAGCCAGGAACUGUAUGGUCAGGAAGACUUAGUUUCGGGGUGACCGUCACCCAGCCGUUGGUCACGGUCAAGCGGGACUCCACCUGGGGUCCGGUGGGGUAGAGUUGGGUGAGAUCAGGACCUGGACGGGGACCAAGAGUGGGGCAGGGUUGGAUCUAAAGGGCAGUGAGUAUUUUUGGGAGGACACGGGGUAAAUUCGGGGCGUCAGUAGGAUAUGGGGUAGGUUCCGGGGCAAAGAGUCAAGCAGGUUAGAUUUGGGGUUGGGUUAGAUUUGUGGGGUGGCAUUUGAAGGGGAGUCGUUUGGGGAGGCUUGUGGGGGUCCCAAAUGCAGGGGGGUUAGGGAAAGGCCGUGCCCCUUGCCGUUACCAAAUGGGGUGAUGCCUCCGAAGGGUCAGGAAAGGGGUCUUCCCCACCCAAAAUUGGAAUCCACUCAAAGCAGAGACAGUUGAAAGGCGGGAUAACAACAAUACAAUAAUAAUAAUUUGAGGGGCCACAACACCCGCAAGUUUGGGUUCCUUCCGAAUCUGGAUCGAGGUCAGAAGAAGACCUCCAAAAAUUUUGGGUUCCUUCCAAAACUAGUCCAGUUAAAGGCCGCAGGGGAGGUCAAGGGUCCGGCGGUUUUGGAGACCCCAAAACGGGGUUCCCGUUGAGCCUACAGUCAAGGGUUCGAGCAGGACGGUGACUACCUAAAGGGGUGACCGGUGUCCAGCAGAGGUCAAAAGGGAGCUUUAGAGACCUCCUCGGAGUUGUCCAAGGGUCAGAAUGCAUCCUUCUUCUGGGAAUCCCUCUGGCCGUUUCCCGGAGCUGUGGUGCCUCCUGCAUCGCUCUUCUGGGAAUCCCUCUGGCCGUUUCCCGGUCCUGUUGGGCCUCCUGCUGACGCUUUUUUGCCGCCCGGACCCCUGUGCCGGAGCCGACUUGACCAUCGCGGUGGUUCUCCCCGAGCACAACACCAGCUACCCGUGGGCCUGGCCACGGGUGGGCCCGGCCGUGCGGAGAGCAGUGCGCGGGAUCAAUGCCCGGCGGGACCUGUUGCCGGGCUACACGGUCAAGCUGACGUUCGGCUCCAGCGAGGACCGGGAGGGCGCCUGCUCGGACUCCAUUGCCCCGCUCUCGGCCGUGGACCUUAAGAUGGGGGCCAACCCGUCCCUCUUCCUGGGGCCCGGCUGCGUCUACACGGCGGCCCCCGUGGCCCGCUUCACCCGCCACUGGGGGCUGCCGUUACUGACCGCCGCCGCCGAGGCCGUGGGCUUCGGACACAAGGAGGCCGAGUUCGCCUUGACCACCCGGACCGGGCCCAGCCACGGCAAGCUGGGCGAGUUCGGGACGCGGCUCAGCCGGCGCUUCGGGUGGACCCGCCGGGCCCUGCUGCUCUACUGGGACGGGCACAACGACGACCGGCCCUGCUACUUCGCCGCGGAAGGACUCUACCUCCAACUGCCCCGGCUCAACAUCACCGUGGAGGACAUCCCGUUCGUGGAGAGCAACUACACCGCCCUCCUCGGACACGUCAGGCAGAAGGCCCGCAUCGUCUACGUCUGCUGCGCCCCCGAGGUCUUCCGCAAGCUGAUGCUCCACGCGCACCGGGAGGGCCUCACCGCCGGCGAGUACGCCUUCUUCUACGUGGACCUCUUUGGGGCCAGUCUCCAAGGGUCCGUCUUCCCCGACCGGCGGCUUCCCUGGCAGCGCAACGACGGGGACGACGCCGUGGCGCGAGAGGCUUACAAGGCUGUGAUGAUCAUCACGUAUUCGGAGCCGACGAAUCCCGAAUACCGGCCUUUUUUGGAAGAAAUCAAGCGGGAAGCUCGGGCAGACUACAACUUCACCAUGGAAGAUGGGCUGAAAAACUUCAUUGCCGCCGCCUUCCAUGACGGAGUGAUGCUCUACGCCCAUGCCGUGAACGAGACGUUGGCGCUGGAGGGCUCCAUUGCCAACGCUACGGCCAUCACCCCUCGGAUGUGGAACCGCACUUUCUAUGGGGUCACGGGGUUCAUGCGGAUCGACCCAAACGGUGACCGGGAAACGGACUAUUCGCUCUGGGAUAUGGACCCCGCAUCCGGGGAAUUUGAGAUCGUUGCCAAUUACAACGGGACCACCAAGGAGAUCGAGAUGGUUGCCGGAAAGGACAUCCAUUGGCCAGGAAAUGCCAUCCCCAGAGAUGUGCCCUUCUGCGGGUUUGAAAACAGCAACCCCGCCUGUCGAAAAGCCUCCUUCUCCUUGCUGGAAAUCCUAUCCCUGGCGAUGACCCUCCUCCUUUCCAUUGCCAUCAUUGCUGCCUUCUUCGUCUACAGGAAAAUGAAGCUGGAGAAAGAGCUGGCGGCGGAGCUGUGGCGCGUCCAUUGGGAGGACGUCCAGUCGAGCAACUUGGAGAAGAACCUGCGCAGCAUGGGCAGCAAGCUGACCCUCUCCCUGAGGGGUUCCAACUACGGCUCGCUGCUCACCACCGAGGGACAGGUCCAGGUUUAUGCCAAGACGGCGUAUUACAAAGGCAACCUCGUGGCCAUCAAACACGUGAGACGGAAGCGCAUCGAUUUGGCACGCAACGUGCUUUUCGAGCUGAAACACAUGCGAGACGUCCAAAGCAAGCACCUGACCCGCUUCAUCGGGGCUUGCAUCGACGCCCCAAACAUCUGCAUCCUGACCGAAUAUUGCACUCGGGGGAGCCUCCAGGAUAUCUUGGAGAACGACAGCAUCACCUUGGAUUGGACCUUCCGCUAUUCGCUCACCAGCGAUAUUGUCAAGGGCAUGCUCUUCCUCCACAACAGCGCCAUCGCCUCGCACGGCAACCUGAAGUCCUCCAACUGCGUGGUGGACAGCCGCUUCGUCCUGAAGAUCACCGACUACGGACUGUCCAGCUUCCGCCAGGGUCCCGAGACGGAGGAUUCCCACGCCCUCUUUGCAAAGAAACUGUGGACGGCUCCCGAGCUCCUGCGCAUGGCGAUGCCUCCACCGGCGGGAACCCCGAAAGGUGACGUCUACAGCUUUGGAAUCAUCUUGCAAGAAAUUGCCUUGCGGAACAGCGUCUUCUUCGUGGAAGACAUGGACCUCAGCCCCAAAGAGAUCAUCGACCGCGUGACGAGGGGCGAGCGCCCGCCUUUCCGCCCCUCGGCCAACCUCCCCCCGAACCUGGAGGACGUGGUCCUCUUGAUGCAGCGCUGUUGGGCCGAAGACCCCCAGGAGCGCCCCGACUUCCACCACAUCAAGGCCAUGCUGCGGAAGUUCAACAGGGACAACAGCUGCAACCUCCUGGACACCUUGCUCUCGCGCAUGGAGCAGUACGCCAACAACCUGGAGGAGCUGGUGGAGGAGCGGACGCAGGCCUACCUGGAGGAGAAGCGCAAGGCCGAGGUCCUGCUUUACCAGAUCCUUCCCCACUCGGUGGCCGAGCAGUUGAAACGAGGCGAGACCGUCGAAGCGGAGGCCUUUGACAGUGUCACCAUAUACUUCAGUGACAUCGUGGGGUUCACCGCCUUGUCGGCAGAGAGCACCCCCAUGCAGGUGGUGGCUCUUCUCAAUGACCUCUAUACCUGCUUUGAUGCCAUCAUAGAUAACUUCGAUGUCUACAAGGUAGAAACCAUUGGAGAUGCCUACAUGGUGGUGUCGGGCCUGCCGGUUCGCAACGGCCGGUUGCACGCUCGCGAGGUGUCCCGCAUGUCCUUGGCACUCCUGGAGGCUGUCCGUAACUUCAAAAUCCACCACCGGCCCGAUCAGCAACUCAAACUCCGGAUCGGGAUUCACAGCGGUCCAGUCUGCGCAGGUGUUGUGGGCCUGAAGAUGCCUCGCUAUUGCCUCUUUGGGGACACGGUCAACACAGCCUCGCGCAUGGAGUCCAACGGAGAAGCUCUGAAGAUCCAUUUGUCGGGCGCCACCAAGUCCAUUCUGGAGGAGUUUGGAUGCUUCGAAUUGGAGCUCCGGGGUGAUGUGGAGAUGAAGGGCAAAGGGAAACUCCGGACCUACUGGCUGCUGGGUGAACGGGUCAGCAGCACUCGGGGCUGACCAUUCGGGGCGUCUUGUUUAUCCCGGACGAACCCCCAGCUUUCCCAACGGAAGGGCGUCUUCUCAGGUUCUUGAGGCCCCCAGGACUGAACCCCGAACACAGUACCAUCUUGGGGACCCCAUUUCCACCACUACAGACAUCAGUUGCCCGGCAAAUCUGGGGGGCUCCAAAGACUGGACUUUUAGUGGUUGCCUUCUAACUCGGGACUGGGCAUCCGAAAUGGCUUUGGCAUGGACACUGGUCAUCUUCUGGACCCCGGUGUGGCCUCCCUGCCCGUUCAUACCCCAUACCUACGUACUUGUCCUUACAACGGUUUAGAUUUUCUAAUAAAAUGGAAAUAUCUC
Messenger RNA from Anolis carolinensis (green anole), 5921 nucleotides. It is a transcript of the gene npr1, whose product is annotated as natriuretic peptide receptor 1. Gene Ontology annotation, biological process: protein phosphorylation; intracellular signal transduction; cGMP biosynthetic process. Gene Ontology annotation, cellular component: plasma membrane. Lineage: Eukaryota; Metazoa; Chordata; Lepidosauria; Squamata; Anolidae. Gene Ontology annotation, molecular function: adenylate cyclase activity; ATP binding; protein kinase activity. The transcript is spliced from 22 exons. The coding region runs from base 2346 to 5576 and encodes 1076 amino acids. The record is from RefSeq and is a predicted model, not a curated record.